This is a messenger RNA of Salvelinus fontinalis (brook trout), 2998 nucleotides long. RefSeq lists its product as uncharacterized. The record is from RefSeq and is a predicted model, not a curated record. The coding region runs from base 103 to 2676 and encodes 857 amino acids. Lineage: Eukaryota; Metazoa; Chordata; Actinopteri; Salmoniformes; Salmonidae. The transcript has 17 exons.
AAACAUAGUGACUCGGAGGUCAAUGGACCCUUCCUAUGUUCAAUCCAUUUCUGCCAGUCCCUGAGGACCUAAAGGAAUGCAAACACAUUACAUCCACGCAAGAUGAAAGAAGUAAUUAUACUCUCCCUACUGGGGAUUCUGGGAAUGGGAAGGUGCUCUAAAGAUGAAUUAGUGAAUGUUGCUCUGAGGGGCAAAGCAGCCCAAUCCUCCACAAUCUACGGAGGCCCUGCAAAAAGAGCCAUUGAUGGAAUAUGGAACCCGACUUACGAAGAUCACUCCUGCAGCCACACUUUGGGAGAGACCAACCCCUGGUGGAGGGUGGACCUGCUGGAGACUUACCAAGUCACCUCCGUCACCAUCACCAACAGAGAUACUUUAGCAGAGAGGAUCAACGGGGCUGAGAUCCGCAUUGGAAAUUCCCUGGAGAACGAUGGCAACAGUAACCACAGGUGUGCGUUGAUAUCCUCCAUUCCCGCAGGGGGCUCCACCACAUUUCAAUGCCACGGGAUGCAGGGGCAAUACGUCAAUGUGUUCCUCAGAGGAUACAUGCAAUAUCUGACCCUGUGUGAGGUGGAGGUGAAUGCUCAUCCUGCUCCUAUUGAAGAAAUGGGACCAACUCAAGCUUCAGAACUCAACUUAAUUGUUCCUGUUACAGACAAUGUUGCCUUAAAGAAAACUACUCGCCAAUCCUCCCAGUACUCCUACAUGGGGGGCUCUAACAAUGCCGUAGAUGGAAUACGCCUCUCCAUGUACAAAGACAAAUCAUGCAGCCGCACCAAGUCCCAAGUCAACCCAUGGUGGAGGGUGGACUUGCAGCGACCUUACAACGUCACCUCCAUAACAGUCACCAACAUUGAAGACGUUGAUCCAGAGAUGAUCGAUGGUGCUGAGAUCCACAUUGGAAACUCCCUGCAGAAUAAUGGCAACAGCAAUCCAUUGUGCGCUGUGAUCUCCUCAUAUCCCGCGUGGGAGGUCAUGACCUUUCAGUGCAGUGGGAUCGAGGGUCGCUAUGUGAACGUUUUCUUGCCGGGCUGCAAUAAACACCUGUCACUGUGUGAGGUGGAGGUGAAUGUGGGCAGCCGUCCAGAUGUGGACGAACAUCUUUCCUCUGACAGGAGCGUGCAAGAUAUGAAGAGAGGGCAAGACAUUCUAUGCCCAGACCAUAAGACUCGAUAUGAGAAUGCAGCCACUGGCGGGAUAGCCAGUCAGUCGUCGCAGUGGGACAAGUUUGGAGAUGCCAACAAUGCCAUUGACUUGAACUGGACCAACCAGUAUCUGAAGGGGUCCUGCAGCCACACAAAAGCAGAGGUCGACCCCUGGUGGCGGGUGGACCUGAGCAAGACCCACAACGUCACCUACGUCACCAUUACCAACAGAGGGGACUGCUGCUCAGACAGGAUCAGUGGAGCAGAGAUCCACGUUGGGGACUCACUGUUCAACAACGGCAAUAGCAACCCACUGUGUGCCAGGAUUCCAUACAUUCCUGCUGGGCAAAGCAGGACAUUUCCGUGCGGUGGGAUAUCGGGGCGCUAUGUCAACAUUCUCCUCCCAGGAAAAGAAAAGUACUUGACUUUGUGUGAGGUGGAAGUGCAAGCAAGCACCUUUCAGGCAGGCCUGCCUUCAACUGACCCCGAGACAGCUGUUAGAGCUCCAAACCUAAACCUGGCCUGGCUAUGGGAUCUUCUGAGAUCCCUCGGAAGGUCUGCUAUUCGGAAAGAAGAGACCUACAAUCAAAACAAUACAGAUGAAGAAACAUUUGAUCAUGAGAAAAUAUCAUUUGAGACACAACAUCCAGUUGAUACAGUGCCUGAGAAUCUAGCCUCCGGUGGAAUAGCGGUCCAUUCCUCCCAGUACGACAGCCACGGUGCUGCCAGCAAUGCCAUCGACAGAAAGCGUAACCCACUGUACCAUGCUGGCUCCUGCAGCCACACGGAGGCAGAGACCAACCCCUGGUGGAGAGUGGACCUAUUGGACAUAUACCAAGUCACCUUUGUCACCAUCACCAACAGAGGGGACUGCUGUCUCCACAGGAUCAACGGGGCUGAGAUCCGCAUUGGAAACUCCCUGGAGAACAACGGCACGACCAAUCCACUGGCAAAAACAAUUGCCUCCUUUCCAGCCAGUGGUUCUCUCACCUUGGACUUUGACCCAGGCUUUGAAGGACGUUAUGUGACUGUAGUUAUACCAGGCCAGAGAAGACUUCUGACACUCUGCGAAGUGGAGGUUUAUGGCUACCUUGCCCCAACUGGAGAUAAUGUGGCUCUAUUUGGAAAGGCCACCCAGUCGUCGUUGUUCGAGUUUGGCAUUCCAGGCAAUGCUAUUGACGGUAACCGCAAUGCUAUUUGGACAAGUGGGUCCUGCUCCCACACACACCAGGACAUGAAUGCCUGGUGGAGGGUGGACCUUCUGAAGACCUACAAAGUGUUCUCCAUCAUCAUCACCAACACAGUCGACAGUGUUCCCAGCAGACUCAAUGGAGCUGAGAUUCGCAUUGGAAAUUCCCUGGAAAACAACGGCAUCAACAAUCCCAGGUGUGCUGUGAUCUCUAUCUCCGGUGACAAUUCAAGCACCUUCCAGUGUAAUGGCAUGGAGGGUCGAUAUGUCAAUGUGGUCAUUCCAGGGAGGAAGGAGUAUCUGACUUUGUGUGAGGUGGAGGUGUAUGGGUCACCCCUGUAGGGGACUGGGCCUACAUGUAACUAAAUCAGAUCAUUAACUGUUAACAGCACCCUGCAAUAUUUAAUUAAAUUAUUGUCUUACAAAAUAAUUAAUAUUUUUUUGUAUAUUUUCAGUAUGUUAAUUAUUACCAAAAAAAAAGCAUUUACUUUAAGUAUACAAAAACUAAUUUGGUGCACUUUUGGAGAAUUUAUUCCAUAUCCUAAUUAUUGGUUAGAUGGUUAUCUAUCAUACUUAGAAAUACAUAUAAUGCUGUAAUACUAUUGCUAUCAUGUUCAAAUGAAUUAAAGGUGAAAUCUUGGAUCUGGAAGGUUUCGCUUAUGUA